GGAAGACUCAUAUCAACUGCACAGUGUAGUGUAAGACAUCUCAAUUUCCACGAAUUAAGAAAAAUGAACACCCUACUUCUACUACUUUCUCUUUCAAUUAUCCCUUUAGCCCUAUGUAUACCCAAUCCCUCAAGAUUCUUAGCAGGUUCAUCGCCAUCUCCAGUUCUUGACAUCAAUGGCGACAAAGUUCGAGUUGGUUCCAACUAUUUCGUUCUUCCAGUGAUCCGAGGAAGAGGCGGCGGACUCUUACCUUCCAACGUUAAGCAAAUCAAUACGUGUCCUAGGGACAUUAUCCAAAAUUCCGAUGAGGUCCAACAAGGCUUGCCUGUGGUUUUCACACCUUUUGAUGCCAAAAAAGGUGUUGUUCGUCUUUCAACUGAUCUUAACGUCAGGUUUUAUACUCCAACUAUUUGUGCAAGAGAAACUAUUUGGAAACUUGGGACCUAUGAUGACAAGUUGAAGCAAUAUUUCAUAGUGACUGGUGGAGUUGAAGGAAACCCAGGGCCUCAAACUGUGAGCAGUUGGUUUAAAAUUGAGAAACUUGGAACGGAUUACAAGUUCCUAUUCUGUCCAAGUGUGUGCAAGAUUUGCAAGGUUAUUUGCAAAGAUGUUGGUAUAUACACUAAGGAUGGAGUCAGGUUUUUGGCUCUCAGUGACACUCCCUUCAGGGUUAUGUUCAAGAAGACUUUCUAAUUUAUCCUGCUUUUUUCUCCAGUUUCAUGCUUACUUGGGAGCUUUAUUUUCCAAUAAUUAAUGUUUUACUUUUCUAAUGUAAUCUUGCUUGUGUUCGUUAAUUGGAACAUCAGUCUUCUCAGAUUUUGAAUAAAUAGUAGUCUGCUUCAUAUAA
Molecule: messenger RNA, 847 nt
Organism: Nicotiana tabacum (common tobacco)
Lineage: Eukaryota; Viridiplantae; Streptophyta; Magnoliopsida; Solanales; Solanaceae
Product: kunitz trypsin inhibitor 5-like
Molecular function (GO): endopeptidase inhibitor activity
Source: RefSeq, a predicted model, not a curated record